Vanrija pseudolonga is the source of this 1515-nucleotide messenger RNA. Its product is annotated as MFS transporter asaE. Gene Ontology annotation, biological process: transmembrane transport. Gene Ontology annotation, molecular function: transmembrane transporter activity. Gene Ontology annotation, cellular component: membrane. The record is from RefSeq and is a predicted model, not a curated record. Lineage: Eukaryota; Fungi; Basidiomycota; Tremellomycetes; Trichosporonales; Trichosporonaceae. The transcript has 3 exons. The coding region runs from base 1 to 1515 and encodes 504 amino acids.
AUGGCGACACAGGCGACACACCACACCACCCUCGAGGAGGUCAACAACGAGCUCACGCUCGUGCGCACCCUCACCCCACUACAGCGCACGGCCGACGACGACGAGCUGAUCGACACGCUCGAAGCCAAGAAGCGCGAGCUGCAGGCCGGUGCUGCGGCCGACACGACUGGGCGGGCCCCACCAGCGCCAGUGGCUACGCCCGCAGCGCCGGCGAUGGAUCCGCCCCCCGAUGGCGGACUCACCGCGUGGCUCGUCGUCGCGGGCGGCUUUCUCCUCAUGUUCACCGUGUUCGGGUUCGUCACCGGCCAGGGCCAGCUGCAGGCAUACUACCUCAAGAACCAGCUCAAGCACUACCCCCGCUCGUCGGUCGCGUGGAUCGCCUCGACGCAGAUGGCGCUCGUAUUCAUGACUGCUUUGCUCUUCGGUCGAUACUUUGACCGCCACGGAGCGCUGCAUCUGGUUCUGGGUGGCGUCGGGCUCAUGUUCGGCUCGCUUAUCGCCCUCGCCUCCCCUCUGUGCACCGCUGAGCCCCUCCGCGCAGUCUCGAAGGAGUUCUACCAGAUCCUCCUCUCGCACAUCGCCUUCGGCCUCGGCGGAGGCUUUAUCUACUCGCCCGCGACCGGCAUCGCAGGUCACUGGUUUGUCAAGAAGCGUCCUCUCGCCAUCAGCCUGAUUGUCGGCGGCGGCGGCUUCGGCGGCAUCGUGUACCCCAUCAUGAUCCGCGAGCUCACGAACCGCUUCAAGUUCCGGGACGCGAUCCUGAUUGUCGCCGGCAUCAACUUUGUGCUCCAGGCUCCCGCCAUCUUCUGGAUGAAGACGCGCCUGCCCCCGCGCACGCCGCCGCCGCUCAAGAUGCUGCUCGAGCCGUGGAAGGAGAAGCGCUACGUCUUCAUGGUGCUCGGCGCGACUGGCGUCGCGAUCAACCUCUUCACGCCGUACUUCAACGCGCCGGUCUACGCCGCCAGCCACACCAAGAACAAGACAAUUAACGAGUACUCGGUCGCUUUCCUCCAAGUCGGGUCGUGUGUCGGCCGCCUGGUCGGCGGUCCGAUCGCGCUCAAGUACGGUAUCUGGAACACGUACGGCACGUUCGGCUUCCUCAUGAGCUUCACCAUCAUCGCCAUGUGGACUGGCGCGCCGGUUGGUUCGGCAGGCGCCGUCAUCGGCCUCUGGCUGUUCGGCUUCACCUCCGGCGCGACGAUCACGCUCACGUCCGCGUCGAUGGCGAGCAUCUCCCCCAUCCAGCAGAUCGGCAUGCGCUUCGCCAUGCUCUGGACCGGUGUUGGCCUCGGUGUUCUCAUUGGCCCUCCUAUCGCCGGCAAGCUCAUCACCAUCGCCAACGGCGACUUCAAGUGGGCGGGUGUCUUCUGCGGUGUCACCAUGUUCGUCUUUGGCUGGCUCAACGUGACCCCCGGUAUCCAGAACAGGCUGAGGGCUCGGCGAGAGCGGCUGGCGGACGCCGAGAAGGGCAGCGGCGCGUCAGUCGACACUGCGGUCGGUGUCGAGACCAAGUAG